GUGCGAUUCUUAUGAUCCGGUUAACCGCCCGCGUCACUUAGUUUUCACGAGCAUUUAAUGUCAACCACGACGAAGAAAUGCCUGGAGAAAUAAACCUCUAGUUACACCAUAUGAUAUCUUUUGGCCCCGCGCAGGAGUCCUCGCUCAAAAUGGAGGUGCAGAGCGUAAGCAGUGAGGUUAAUGGGCAUCAGAUCAUGGAUGAGCCAAUGGAGGAGGAGUCCUACACACACUGUGAUGAGGGAGCUUAUAAAGAGAUUCCCAUCACUCAUCAUGUGAAGGAGGGCUGCGAGAAGGCCGAUCCCAGCCAGUUUGAGCUGCUCAAGGUUUUGGGACAAGGCUCCUUUGGGAAGGUGUUUUUGGUGCGGAAGUUGAUGGGUCCAGAUGCCGGCCAGCUUUAUGCAAUGAAGGUGCUCAAAAAGGCAUCUUUAAAAGUGAGGGACAGAGUUCGCACUAAAAUGGAGAGAGAUAUUUUGGUGGAGGUCAAUCAUCCUUUUAUUGUGAAGUUGCACUAUGCCUUUCAGACAGAAGGGAAACUCUAUUUAAUUUUGGAUUUUCUCAGGGGUGGGGAUGUAUUUACUCGUUUAUCCAAAGAGGUUAUGUUUACAGAGGAGGAUGUGAAAUUCUACCUUGCAGAGCUGGCCCUUGCAUUGGAUCAUCUACACAACCUAGGCAUUGUUUACAGAGACCUGAAGCCUGAAAACAUUUUGCUUGAUGAAGCUGGACAUAUCAAGUUAACAGACUUUGGGCUCAGUAAAGAAUCCGUAGAUCAGGACAAAAAAGCGUACUCUUUCUGUGGCACUGUGGAAUAUAUGGCCCCUGAGGUGGUCAACAGGAGAGGUCACACACAGAGUGCUGACUGGUGGUCUCUCGGUGUCUUAAUGUUUGAAAUGCUGACCGGCACAUUACCUUUCCAAGGAAAAGACAGGAAUGAGACUAUGAACAUGAUUCUUAAAGCAAAGCUGGGAAUGCCACAGUUUUUAAGUUUGGAAGCACAAAGUCUUUUACGAAUGCUUUUCAAAAGAAACCCAUCAAAUCGUUUAGGAGCGGGUCCGGACGGCGUGGAAGAGAUCAAACGACACACGUUUUUCUCCACCAUUGACUGGAAUAAGUUGUACCGAAGAGAACUUCAGCCUCCAUUCAAACCUGCUUCAGGGAAACCAGAUGACACUUUCUGCUUCGACCCAGAAUUCACAGCCAAAACUCCCAAAGACUCUCCAGGCAUUCCCCCCAGUGCAAACGCUCACCAACUCUUUAAAGGCUUCAGUUUUGUAGCCCCAGUCUCCCUGGAGGAAAGUAAAAGUGCGCCACUAGUCAACAUUCUCCCCAUAGUGCAGGUGCAUGGCAGCUCAGCUCAGUUUUCAGACGUGUACGAGCUGAAGGAGGACAUCGGUGUGGGUUCAUACUCGAUAUGUAAACGCUGCAUACACAGGGUCACUGCCAUGGAGUUUGCUGUAAAGAUUAUUGACAAAAGCAAGCGAGACCCAUCGGAGGAGAUUGAGAUCCUGAUGCGGUAUGGACAGCAUCCCAACAUCAUCACACUGAAAGACGUGUAUGACGAGGGCCGUUUCGUGUAUUUGGUGACGGAGCUCAUGAAGGGCGGUGAGCUGCUGGAUAAGAUCCUCAGGCAGAAGUUCUUCUCAGAGCGAGAGGCCAGCGCUGUGCUCUACACCAUCACCAAAACUGUGGAUUACCUGCACUGCCAGGGGGUUGUACAUCGGGACCUAAAGCCCAGCAACAUCCUCUACAUGGACGAUUCGGGAAACCCCGACUCCAUACGCAUCUGUGACUUCGGCUUUGCCAAGCAGCUAAGAGGAGAUAACGGACUCCUGCUCACACCCUGUUAUACCGCCAACUUUGUGGCUCCUGAAGUGCUGAUGCGGCAGGGUUAUGACGCCGCCUGUGAUAUCUGGAGUCUGGGAGUGCUACUCUACACUAUGCUGGCGGGGUACACACCCUUCGCCAACGGACCUAAUGACACGCCAGAGGAGAUUCUGUUACGAAUCGGCAGUGGGAAAUUCUCCCUGAGUGGAGGAAACUGGGAUUCUGUGUCAGAUUCCUCAAAGGACUUGCUGUCUCAUAUGCUGCAUGUGGACCCUCAUCACCGAUACACCGCAGAACAGGUACUCAAACACUCGUGGAUCGCCUGCCGGGACCAGAACCCACACUUUCAACUCACACGCCAUGAAGCACCUCAUUUGGUUAAGGGAGCGAUGGCCGCUACAUACUCUGCACUGAACCACAAGACGUGUAAGCCGGUUCUGGAACCCGUAGCUGCCUCCAGUCUAGCUCAGCGCAGGAACAUGAAGAAGCUGACAUCUACAGACAUGUCGUGAAGAGCCUGACGUCUCAAACAGUGGCAUUUUCUCCAGUUCUUGUACGUGACGCUUCAGGGAGUGCAGGCAUUUCAAAGGAAAUGCAUGAAAGCCCUUCUGUUUCUCUCCGGUAGAGUGAAAAAAAACACCAGCUCCAUCUUUCCAUCGUGUCUGAAGUGUUUCACACAUUAGCCGAAUGUUGGAAUGUCCUUUCCCCCUCUGCACCUGGUGGAAACCCAAAUCUCGUUGAGGUCGUCUAGUUUGCUGGUAGCCUGUUUUUAGGACAAUCCAACGCAAGAAUCAAGCCCGUUUCUCACUGCGGUUCUGUAAAUCCUCCACGACUUCUGAAUACAUUACUGUUGAAACGAUGUCUAGGUGUCUAGAGAACUGUUACUUGUCCUAAAAACAGGCUUGGAUCGAUGACUUGCACGUUUCUCAGCUGUUUAUCCACUUGUUGUCCUGUUAGUGUUGCGAACCACAUGGCAUUACCUCAGAAGCACUCAGUGUUACGCGUUUCUUUAGCUUGAUGUGUAUAUAUAAAGUCAUUCAUCAUGUUUGUGUGGAACCUUGAGCACAUUUGCACUGAGGCUUGGCAGGUCGUUGCUUCUGCGAGACGUUUCCUCUCCCUCCAUCUGUUCCUGUCUCAGACCGCUCUUUGCCUUUUGUUGAAUGGGAGGUACACGAGCAAAGGGUGAAGAAAUAAAUCUAUAUUUAUAAAAUCGAAUGAGGUGAAUGAAUGUAGAUGAGACUGAAUCCAUGAAAUCACAUCUCUCUCUCUCUCUCUCUCUGCUCUGGAUGGAGGGCGGGAAAAAAAUGAUUCCAUAAAACUUUUUAAAGACAUUGUGGAAAUUGUAUCAUAUUGUAUUUAUUUCACUUAUUUUUAAGAUUUUAUUUUUCUUUCAGGUGAUGUACAUAUUGACAUUAAAGAACAUUAUUGACAUGA
This is a messenger RNA of Danio rerio (zebrafish), 3255 nucleotides long. It is a transcript of the gene rps6kal, whose product is annotated as ribosomal protein S6 kinase a, like. The record is from RefSeq and is marked provisional. Gene Ontology annotation, biological process: intracellular signal transduction. Lineage: Eukaryota; Metazoa; Chordata; Actinopteri; Cypriniformes; Danionidae. Gene Ontology annotation, molecular function: magnesium ion binding; kinase activity; protein serine/threonine kinase activity.